UUUACCUGGACAGCUGGUGGGCAGUUCCUGCAGAUAGGCUCAGCCAUUUCUUUUAAUUUCUUCUUUGUUUUGAACCUGCGCUGGUUCAAUUUCAGCUUUAGAGCAUCACCGUACGGGUGCUAGAUUUCUCUUCCAUUUGCAAGCGAUGAGCACCAGGUUCACAUUUAUUUCAUAAACUUCAUAAAAAAGAUCUUUCUUCACGCGUGCGUAACACAUGCGGAGAUGAUGCACUAUGCUGCGUCAAACUAUAAACCGCCGGUUAUGGAGUUGUGACGUAGAUUAAACGUCUGUGAGCUUUCCCGCGCUAUCUUCCUUCGCCGCAAAUCUUAUUUUACCUUCCCUUUGCCUGUUGAAUGAAUUAGGCAUAGAUGUUAAGGUUAAUUUGUGUUAGUUAUAUAGCUGUUGAAAAUUCACGGUAGAGGCUGUGCAAGACUGCCUUGUUGUAAAGUUAGAAAAUAUGGCUAGGGAGGUGAUAGUCAUUGUUCCUCUUGCCGAAAUCAACAUGAAAAUAGUCUAAAUAGAUAGUUUCACGCCGGUACUUUAGUUUUCAAAUUGUAAAUGAAAAAAAAUUUGGAACGCUUCACGAGUUUGCGUGUCAUCCUUGCGCAGGGGCCAUGCUAAUCUUCUCUGUAUCGUUCCAAUUUUAAUAUAUGUGCUGCCGUUAAGCGAGCACGUCUAUAGCUAGGUUCACGAUGCCGUUUUAUUUAGUUCAUUUGCCGUGGGACUCUUACUAAAGGUAUAAAGAAAAAAAACACCUGUUUGAAAUUUCAAUUGCUUGCUGCACGCAUGCGUAUAGUCCACGCUAUUCUACAAACAAAAACCUGAAUAUAUAUCGCUUUUGUAUCUAUUUGAAGUUGUCUAUAUUUUCUGUUUUAAUUGCCACAAUUGGUACAGAUAUUGGCCGAAACAACUGCAUCAAACAGGCACAAGCAUGGUAUAAAUCUUCCAUUGUGAACUGAAAUGCCAUACUUAGGGAGCUGCUGUAACGUUUACUCCGUUUCUAUUGUAAGAAUGAAGAGUAAUACGCCGUAUGAUCAGCUUUGUGACCUCUGGACAACUUUUUUUUUUUUUACCUCGACGUUGAAUGAACGUUCAAAAUUUCCGCCACAUUAGCAAAUUCAGCGAGAGGACUGAAAACGAAUUCAGUCUCAGACCCUCGCAGUUACAUGGUGUUCAAUAUGGCGGAUGUUGUGAACAGUCGCGUGGGAAGCCGGAUUCUACCAUUUUAAAGCCGUGGCCAUAGCCGUGAUUCCGAAAGACACUGGUUAUUCAGCAGGUUGGAAUAAUGAUUCCAUCAAUGGUUUGCUUUUACAGAGAUGCCAACCAAAGGAAUCCAAAUCCAGGAGAUAUAUGAACAGGAGACAUUUUGGCAGGAAUACACUGGGGUGAUGGUCUGCACACUGGACUCCAGGCUGGGCAGUCUCACUUCUGGCUGGGGUCAUUGUGUUGUGUUCCUUGGCAAGUUCUUCACUCUCUCAGUGCCUCUCUCCACCCAAGGUGUAUACAGUGUAAAUGUAAUGCUGGGGGUAACCCGGUGUUGGAACUUCGCACAAUUUAAUCCGCAAGUUUGUUUGUUUGUUUUUUUUUUUUUAAAAGCAGAAUUGGAAACGCUUUCACAUCUCAUUUUGUCUGCAAAACAGAAAAAGAUGCAAUUAAGAGCAAAAUAUAAUGUGAUUCGUGAAUAAAUCGCACUGCCUUUCCUGCGAUUUCAUUGGCUACUUUAAAAGGCCUUGAAAUCUGAUUAGCUGGUUUGUUUUAGCGUUCAUUCUCAUUGGCUGGGAAGAAGAUGCGAUUUAGAACAAAAAUGUUGCGAUUCGUGAAUAAAUCACACUGCUACGAGCCAAUCAGAUUGCAAGGAUCACCGGUGCUUUCAAAUUGGAUGUAAUAAAUGAUGAAACCACUUGAGAAGAGCGUAAAUCAUCUCCGGGUGGCCCGUGGUACUGAGUCGCACGAUAGUUGAGAAAAAACCUCCCACUAAAACGGUGUGAAUCAGAGUCGCACAUAAACAUUAUCAUGACACAGGCUUAUUUAACAAAAUUUUUUAUCCGAAAAUGAUCAAGUUCUUCAUUCACAUGAGCUACCUCUUCUGAAUUUAUGUCACAGGGCACGCCUAAGGUGAAUUUACAUGGGUCAUUGAAUGAUGACGAGUAAAACUAGGAAAUAAUUUCACGGAUAUACCACUUGAUUACAUUUUAAUAUCAUGGUUGACAAAUUACCCCUUCAAUCAUUGUUUUUUAUCAUGUUUAUUGUAUUGAGAAAUUUCGCGCAAACGUUGCCAUGGCAAUUUUGUAAUUUCACAAGUGAAAUUAUAAAUUAACGCGGUAAUUUCGCGCCAAAAUUAAGGAGUUAUUUGUCACCCAAGGCCUUGAUAGUAGGCAAUUAAUCAUCGCAUUGCUGCCCAAACUUUAAUAAUGUCGGAUGUCGCGGUAUUAGCAGCGGUGUUUCCUGAAUAUCAAUAUCACGCUUAACGUCAGCUGGCAAAGUGUGGCAUCUCAAAUGCUAUAACUUACGUUUCAAUUUAUCUACCAAUGCUUUAACAAAACGACAGGAUAGCGCGGAAUUGGGUUUCCUUCAUGAUGAUUAAUUUACGUUUUGCUUUUGUUCUUUAAAAUGGAAAAUCAUAAGAUAACCUUCUUCGCUCGUAUUUCUUGGUCAGUUUUCUAUUACAACGAGUUGAUAAAGAGUCGGAGUGCCGGAGAGCGAAAGUGACAUUCUAAACUGAAUUGACUCGCAUAGAAUAGAAAUCAUGAGAAAUGGCCCUUGACUUACAGGGACUUUCUGCACCGUUUAUUUGACGGUUAAUACGGAUCGUCGCUUCACCCUUGAAAUGUCACAAUCAACUUUUUGGUCGCCGAUACCUUUGUGAAACCCGAUUUAUUUGCAUUUAAAAAGGAACCGGAAUAACCAAACAAAGAAAACAGUAUAGAUUGGAAAGGUCAACCCUUAAAUUUUCCAAUAGAUUAAACUAGAACUUGCUAUCUUGGGCGAUAUUAAAUAUCGGAAAUAUCAAAAAUGUUAGCUAAUAAGGCCGGUAGCAUCUGCCAAAUCUCGAUUAAAUUUCACCACGUUUGUGUAAUGCUAACAAAGCCAAGCUUCUUUUUGAUUGGUUUACAUUGUGCUCUGUCCUGUUUGCAAUAUUUUAUGCAAAUCGGUUUACAAGAAAAGCAGUCCUUUUGGCCUUUAAAGUCCUUCAACGUAAAUCUAGUUUCUUGCGAUAUCUUUGUUACUCAAAUCAGUUCCCGAGUUAACGUGGCAAAGAGUUAUGCGAAGAUGUCUUAUAACAAUACCGCAGAAUACAGGAGUGAUAAUGAAUCCGGUUUUUACGCCACAUGCGAUGAUUAUCUUAAUCACAGAUCUGUAGAAAUUGUUAAAGUCGUCGUCUGCACUGUCAUCUUCAUAACGUCUACCAUGGGUAACACAAUGGUUGUUAUUGUGGUACACAAAGAACGGAGAAUGAGAACAACCGUGAACUUCCUGAUCGUCAACAUGGCUGUCUCAGAUUGCCUGUGCACUCUGAUCGUUAUUCCAAAAAUUAUCACGCAGAUAUUCACCUACCCAGCUGCAUGGUUAAUUACAGGAGCAGUAGGUGACGCCUUGUGCAGAAUCAUGCACUUUUUCCAAGACGUCACUGUAGCUGUGUCGCUACUGAGUCUUCUGAUGAUUGCCAUUGAACGUUACUACGCAAUUUCUUGUCCAGUCGUUGCUAAUCCCAUUCCACGGAAACGAUGUGGAUUCAUGAUAGCUUUUACCUGGCUGAUGGCUUUUCUUAUGUAUGCAACGCGUUUCUGGACCUUUAAGUUAUCCAUCGAGGUGGAAGGCCCAAUUUGCCAUCACAGUUGGGAGCAACUGGCUGAAGAUCCACUCAAAGCGUGGGAAAUAGAAUUUUUCCUGCAUACAAUUCUGUCCGUGAUAGUUCCAUUCAUCGUUGUAACUGCUCUUUAUACAACAAUCCUUGUCAGAAUCAGACGGAUAUCUGUUCCAGACGAUGUUCGGUCGAUAGGACGAAGGCGUCAACAAAAGCGUAACCGAAACGUGCUUCGAAUGUUGCUUGCAGUGGUAAUCGCUUUUGGUUUCUGCUGGUUCCCAUUUAUAAUUUUAACUUACGUAGCCACUUUAGUCUGGAUUAACAGGGACGUAGAAGUGCCUUGUGGUGUGGAAAUCAUCGGGGAGUGUGCAUUGUAUUUGGCAUAUCUCCAGUCUUCAGUAAAUCCGGCCAUUUACCUUGGGUUCAGCGAAAAUUAUCGUCAAGGAAUGAAAAAGUUCAUUUGGCCUUGCCUAUCGCGCCGCUCUGAAAAACGGUCAGUUUGCAAUCAAGUUGAAACACCGCAAAUCAAGGACAGAAAGCGCAGAAUGAGGCACGUCGUUUUGGUUGCUCAGGGUCAAGAUCUAGAAUUACGCAGUGUUCACAACCUGUAGCUUAACGAAAGUUCUAUAGCUUUAAAAGAAACAUUUUCUUUGGGAUUUUGAAGUAAAAGUGACCCUUGAGUCAAACUUCUAUUUGUUAAUGCGUCGAUGUUUACCCUUCAGUAAUUCUUCGUCGAUACCGUUGACUAUACAGAUAAGUUCCCAGCCAGAAAAGCAUAAUUUUCUUAAAACAUUUUAAGAAGCAAAUUCUUUGACUUAAAAGAAGUAAGAUUUUCUCAGAAAAGGUAUUGAAGACUUAAAGAAGGGUGAACUUGUCUUAAAGUAAAUAUAAAGAGACGAAUCUGCCAGCGCUAAAUUAGCAAAUACAUGUAACACACUUAAGAUAUGAUAGCUGCCAAAGAGGCAGAUUGAGGGGAAAAUCAGUAGAAGGUUAGUGUCAUUCUUUAUUGAUUUGGAGACUGUUUUUGGCACGGACAAAGUAUGUUUUUGUGGAAGACAAUUUUCAUAGUUCCAUCUUUCGUGUUUGUUUUCAAGUGUAAAACACAGCUGUUGGUUCUCAUAGUAAAUGAUCCAAAAACAAUAAACCUGGGAAGCCUGUGACAUCUUGUUUGCAGAAGGUGGUCCCAGAAUACGAUUUCUCAUUCCACGUUAUUUUUGUUCAGUCAAUUUUGUUUUUUUGUUUGUUAAUUUUUUUUUGUCUUUUUGGACUUCGAUGUCCAGAAGUACUGACAUAGUUGAGACGAUAUCCCCAUGGAUGAGGAGCAAUUAUGAUGAAAGUUUAGGUUGGAUCUGGAGUUUUUCAAGUAGAAUGGCCCAAUUUGUUACCAACAGUUUUUAAUCGAAAGUCAUAAACGCCUAAAUUAUAAGUCAAUUUCUUUUUGUUGCAUGUUACACCCUUUCAUUUCCCUUCAGACCACACCUAUCGAAAGAUCUCUUUGACGAAUGUGAUCUACUUUUUGUAGCAGUUCUUCAUUUUACCGAUCUUCUAUUUGCCAUUAUCCUGUUGAUUCCGACAAAGAGGAGAAAUUUGAAACCAGAAUACCUCGAAAUACGCCUAGCCUCUUGAUUUCAGAGACCCUUAAGCUUGUAUGAGCUGCGGAUGAUGAUGGUAAACUCCGAAGGUGUUCUUCAGCAGCUUCUCAGCUUGCAUUGGUCUCUCUAUACAGUGUAUAUGUACAUUAAGGUAUGAUGGAAGACGUGUUCAAAUGUUCGUAAUACUCAAAAAGCUGUUAUUUAACAUGAAAUUUUAGGUGCCUGUUGUAAUUAAUUUAUAUGUUAAUUGCCUUUACUUGUGGCAAUGAAGGGCUAAUGUACCCCUGUCCAGAACUUUACAUGUACUCUGAUGGAAAACAACAUUUUCCUCGGUGACCAUAGUUUAUAUCCUGUUACGCGCCAUUUUGCAGCAAUCCAAUCUCUGGAACUUUUACACUUAAGUCGAGUAGCCAGAAAACUACGGGUUAGCAUUUUCUUCAGACAGUUGUGGGCAUUAUUUGUGGCUUUAGUGAAUGUGUUAACCGAAAGUCUGUAAUUUAAGUUAUUUAAGUAAGUCGUUAGGGCUCUCCACUUUUAAUCAGGAGGUCUAGGGUUCAAAUGUUACUCCCUGCUACUAGCUGCAUCUGAGCUCCCUUAUUUCGAUUCAAACUUGUCCAGACUUUGUGAAUGGCUAAAAAUUUAGCCUUCCGGCAGUUGGGAUUCUAUGUAUAUUUACAUUCAUAGACAACGCUGCACAAACGUCUGGCUAAGAGUGCCCACUGUGCCUAAAGGAGUGAUUUUACUCGCAGUUAAAAUAAAGCAAUGAUCAUGAUUGAUCAUGACAGUCACAGGGACCGCUGAGUUCAAGAUGAACUAUUUCAAGGCACAUUUCCUGGUGCCUUUAGACAGCCCAAGAGCAGAAAGGAAUAUUAACGAAGGAGGGAAGGACUGAAAAUGGAAGAACAUGAAAAUCGUCCGCGAUCAUCCCGUAACUUGGUUGUCAGAGUUUCGUGGGUGAGCUGGAUAAUAUAUUCAUUGCGAAAUAAAUUAUUGCGUAAGUUUCUUAAGAAAUAUAAGUAUAGGUAAUCAUACGGUUUUUCUCGUUCAAUUUGGAAUUAAUUUGCACU
Molecule: messenger RNA, 6464 nt
Organism: Orbicella faveolata
Lineage: Eukaryota; Metazoa; Cnidaria; Anthozoa; Scleractinia; Merulinidae
Product: QRFP-like peptide receptor
Biological process (GO): G protein-coupled receptor signaling pathway
Cellular component (GO): membrane
Molecular function (GO): G protein-coupled receptor activity
Source: RefSeq, a predicted model, not a curated record